Messenger RNA from Eubalaena glacialis (North Atlantic right whale), 2043 nucleotides. It is a transcript of the gene FEZ2, whose product is annotated as fasciculation and elongation protein zeta 2. Gene Ontology annotation, cellular component: cytoplasm; axon. The record is from RefSeq and is a predicted model, not a curated record. NCBI's taxonomy places the organism in Eukaryota, Metazoa, Chordata, Mammalia, Artiodactyla, Balaenidae. The coding region runs from base 6 to 1136 and encodes 376 amino acids. The transcript has 9 exons.
CGGCGAUGGCGGCGGACGGGGACUGGCAGGAUUUCUAUGAGUUCCAGGAGCCGGCCCUGAGCCUCCAGGACCAGCAGAACUGUAACGCGAGCCCCGAGGCCGAAGCAGGGCCGGGCGGGGGAGGCGACGGCUUCCCAGCGCUGGCCUGCAGCUUGGAGGAAAAGCUGAGCCUGUGUUUCCGUCCCUUGGGUCCGGGUGCCGAGCCCCCCAGGGCGGCCGUGCGGCCCAUCACCGAGUGCAGCCUCCUGCAGGGGGACGAGAUUUGGAAUGCCCUGACAGAUAAUUACGGAAAUGUAAUGCCUGUAGACUGGAAGUCAUCCCAUACUAGGACCUUGCAUUUGCUUACUCUGAACCUCUCAGAAAAAAGGACGAGUGACAACUUGCUCUUUGAUACCUCAGACGAUGAGGAGCUGAGAGAACAGCUGGAUAUGCAUUCAAUCAUCGUCUCCUGCGUUAACGACGAGCCCCUCUUCACGGCAGACCAGGUGAUUGAAGAAAUCGAAGAAAUGAUGCAAGAGUCACCAGACCCAGAAGAUGAUGAAACACCCACCCAGUCAGAUCGGCUUUCAAUGCUUUCCCAGGAAAUUCAAACUCUUAAGAGGUCUAGUACAAGCAGUUAUGAAGAGAGAGUGAAAAGGCUGUCCGUAUCUGAAUUAAAUGAACUGCUGGAAGAAAUCGAGACGGCCAUCAAGGAGUACUCUGAAGAGCUGGUGCAGCAGCUGGCCCUGCGAGAUGAACUGGAGUUUGAAAAGGAAGUGAAGAACAGCUUUAUUUCAGUUCUCAUUGAAGUGCAGAACAAACAGAAAGAGCACAAAGAAACAGCCAAAAAGAAAAAGAAACUCAAGAACAGCAGCUCUCAGAAUGGGAAGAACGAGAGAAGUCACCUGCCUGGCACACGCUUCAGCAUGGAAGGGAUCUCAAAUGUCAUUCAGAAUGGCCUCCGCCACACCUUUGGAAAUUCAGGUGGAGAGAAACAGUACUUGACAACAGUCAUUCCUUACGAGAAGAAAAAUGGACCACCAUCUAUUGAAGAUCUUCAAAUAUUAACAAAAAUUCUUCGUGCCAUGAAAGAGGAUAGUGAAAAAGUUCCGAGUUUGUUAACUGAUUAUAUACUGAAAGUUCUGUGUCCUACAUAGGGCAGCAUAACUUCAGGAACAGCUUUAUCUUCCGUGGACAGCAAACUAAAUUGCUUAUAGCAUUAUUCUGAAAGCUGGCUACCAUUACCUUCCUGCUAUUGGAAACUCAGGACACCUGAACUUGGGUUUGUGAUUCAGUAUUACUAGAUCAUGCCUUCUCUAAUGCUUUAUAUUACGAACCGAGGGAACUAUGGCACUAUUUUGAAUUCUAGAGAUGGUUUUUUGUUAAAUACUAACAAUUAUGAACUCUUCUCUUUUCCAGCUUUAUAGAGUAAGGGGGAGUGAUGUUAAUUGUGCACGUGCAGUUAUAUUUUUCAUGCCUGUUUGAGUUUUUAAGGCUUUCUAGAUCUAAACUGCACUCACUCAAGAACUAGAUCAAAGCACUGAGAGAUUUAUACUCGUUAUUUUUCAGUGCUGGCAAGAACCAACACUGAUUUUUUUGUAAGAGAAUUGUCAGUGUAAAUAUUACCUACCAGUAUUGUCCAGAGAGACUAAGACUUAAAAAUUGAGGUGUUCUUGGAAGAAGGGAAAGCAGAAUAUGCGUUGUCUUGGCUUAAUACUUAGUCAAUAUCUUAACAGCUGGAGAUGACUGAUUUUAGAGGUUGCUGGGUUUCACCAUUAUUCAUAUUUUAACCAUUAAGAUGCCAUUUACUUUCAGAAUCUUGUAUUGUUUAACUUUAGAGGUUUCAAUGCUUCAUUUCACUUGUCUGUGAAGAAGUGUCCUUUAAAAGGAGUUUGUAUCCUUUGAGGUGCUUAAGAAACUGUAUGCUGCAGCAUUGCCCAUUUCCUGUUACUGUUAUAUUUUAUUCAUGCCUAUGUGUUUUCCUAAAGUACUAAUUCUAGAAACAGCUACUCAUGGAUCCAUCACUAGUCAUGAAAAACUUUUGCCAGUUCCAAUCAAGUCAAU